Molecule: messenger RNA, 2763 nt
Organism: Epinephelus fuscoguttatus (brown-marbled grouper)
Lineage: Eukaryota; Metazoa; Chordata; Actinopteri; Perciformes; Serranidae
Product: serine/threonine-protein phosphatase PP1-beta catalytic subunit-like
Exons: 8
Coding region: 62-1045 (327 amino acids)
Biological process (GO): circadian regulation of gene expression; regulation of circadian rhythm
Cellular component (GO): nucleus; cytoplasm
Molecular function (GO): protein serine/threonine phosphatase activity
Source: RefSeq, a predicted model, not a curated record
CGCCCCCUGGUGUCUGUAGGGGGAGAAGCACCGGCCAGCACUGUACCACAUCAGUUUGAAGAUGGCGGAGGGUGAAUUGAACGUGGACAGCCUCAUCUCUCGGCUCCUGGAAGUACGGGGAUGUCGCCCGGGGAAGAUAGUCCAGAUGACUGAGGCGGAGGUGCGGGGCCUCUGCAUCAAAUCCAGGGAGAUCUUCCUCAGCCAGCCCAUCCUGCUGGAGCUUGAGGCACCCUUGAAGAUCUGUGGUGACAUCCAUGGGCAAUACACAGAUCUGCUGAGGCUGUUUGAGUACGGUGGUUUCCCUCCAGAGGCAAACUACCUUUUCCUGGGCGACUACGUGGACAGAGGGAAACAGUCCCUGGAAACCAUCUGCCUCUUGUUGGCCUACAAGAUCAAAUACCCAGAGAACUUUUUCCUGCUCAGGGGCAACCACGAGUGUGCUUCCAUCAACCGCAUCUACGGUUUCUACGAUGAGUGCAAGCGCAGGUUCAACAUUAAGUUGUGGAAGACCUUCACUGACUGCUUUAACUGCCUCCCCAUUGCUGCUAUCAUUGAUGAGAAGAUCUUCUGCUGCCAUGGAGGGCUAUCGCCUGAUUUGCAGUCAAUGGAGCAGAUUCGCAGGAUCAUGAGGCCAACAGACGUGCCUGAUACAGGCUUGCUGUGUGACCUUUUGUGGUCAGACCCAGAUAAGGACGUACAAGGCUGGGGAGAGAACGACCGUGGGGUCUCCUUCACCUUCGGGGCAGAUGUGGUCAGCAAGUUCCUAAACCGCCACGACCUGGACCUCAUCUGCAGAGCCCACCAGGUUGUGGAGGAUGGAUAUGAGUUCUUUGCCAAACGCCAACUGGUCACACUGUUCUCUGCUCCAAACUACUGUGGGGAGUUUGACAAUGCAGGCGGCAUGAUGAGUGUCGACGAAUCCCUCAUGUGCUCCUUCCAGAUCCUAAAGCCCUCAGAGAAGAAGGCCAAGUACCAGUACGGCGGUGUAAAUUCUGGUCGGCCUGUCACCCCUCCCCGCACCACCCAAGCCCCCAAGAAGAGGUGAACGUACAGCCUUGGCUCGCCCCCCUCCUUCUCCCCCUGUCCGUCCCUGGUCUGCCAUCACGGCAACCCCUGUAACUCCCCUGUAUAGUGAAGAUACAGGGCUUAUCUAAUUGCCCAAAUCUUUCUCCCCUACUCACCCACCCCCUCCCCAACUCCACUGACAGCUCUUUUCUUAAUGUGUAUGUGUACAUAAAUUUGCUGUGAUCAAUCUGUUUUGUUUUUUUUUUUUUGUUGUUUUUUUGCCUGUUUGUUGGUAUUUUUGAUAUUAUUAACAGAUAAUCUUUUUUUUUUUUGUGGUUUUACUUCCAAUGCCAUUUGAGGUUUUCUGAGGUUCUGUGUCGUGUAAGGAAAAGCCUUCUCUGCGUAGAGCGGCUGACUUAGAGGAAUUUCUUUUCAGUUUAACUAAAAACACAGUCGAGAUUGAUUGUUUGCCUUGACCUCUCGGAAAAGCGAAGCGAGUCCUUCCAGCGUGUUGUUAAAUGAGACUGAGGUUUUCUGUGCAAUGCUAAAUCCGUAGACACAAAUAACAGUUUAACAGUUUGAACACAUUACAGCGUAUGCGGUGCACUUGCGGUUGUUGGUGCAGGCGCACGUUUUAUAUAUUUAACCAGAGAAAAAGUGCAUGUCCCCACGAGUGGCGAAGAAUGUGAAGAGACCGGUUUGAAUGAAGUAUAGAGGCUAAAUUGGAUGCUGCUGGCAGUGGACACGCUCUCCCCGAACACAACGCCCUCUGGGCAUCCAUUCCUCCACUCUGUUAUGCCUCCCUGUGCCUCGACUCCACACCCACACAAAAACAUGCCGCUCCUCACACAGAGCUGGCAUUGACCAUGUUCCUGGGUCUAUUUAUUAUUUGUUCUCAUCAAGUUAAUACCCCGUUAUAAUCCUCCUGAUAUGAAGUGAGGACAUUUUCUUAAUGUCCACACACACUAACGGUCAGUAUUUCACCUGCGGACAUACUGGAGAUAUGGUGUAGAAGAAGUGCUUAUAAAAAUGGCCGCUCCUAAUCUUUGUAUGAAGAAGCAGUGAAGGAUAGAAAAUAUCUAACAGCACAGGUUGCAAUGUAUUUUAUAUAAGCCGUACAGUGUUGAAAUGACCAAAUAAAUACAAUGCAAGCUUCAUAAAAUGCUCCACAGUAUUUCAUUUGUUUAGUGCUGUUUAUAGAGCACACAACAACAACAACACAAUGAAGAAAGUUUGCUUUUGAAAGCUUUUAAAAAAUGCCAGCGAUCCUCCUGUCACAUCACCCAAUCUGUUCUGGUACAGAGUAUGAAAACUGUGGAGGAGUCAGGAGUGGGCGGCAGAACCAAGACGUUAUGCUGUGUGAUAGUGACGCCACCUGGUGUAUGAACACAGUAGUGCAGUGCAAAUCAGAUGUGAAUUUCAAACAAGCUCGCAAUGGGCUUUUGAUUCUGUUGCCAGUGCAAAAUGUUGUCAUUCACCACGAGGAGGAUGAGGAGGAGGUACUGGCAGGUGACGAUGCAGUCGACCCUUUGUGGAAAACAGUUGCCUCUUUUCUUUCUUUCUUUUUGCUCUUUGUGGUAUUAUUCUUUCUGUUGUAUUUCUAUGUUCUCUAUUCACAUUGUUUACUUUUUGUUCACUUAAUUUAUUUCCUAAUACUGAUGAUAAUACGAAAACAAUGAGGUGUUACCAAAAGCUGUUUUGCAAUUUGUACAAGUUUGUUUGAAAGUCUAUAAAUUCAAUAAAAUUGAUGGAAACCAA